Messenger RNA from Racocetra fulgida, 302 nucleotides. NCBI's taxonomy places the organism in Eukaryota, Fungi, Glomeromycota, Glomeromycetes, Diversisporales, Gigasporaceae. The record is from the annotation of a GenBank genome assembly.
AUUUAUAUUCCCGAAAAAAAAAUGUCAAGUCGUGCUUUUAAACGAGCUGCAAAUAAAGAAGAUUCACUUUCUUUAAAGCAUGUAAACGAUGAUUCGGAAGAAAUUAUCAAUGAUUCUGAUCAUGAACAUCCGAAAAAGAAUUUAUUUGAUUUAUUAAAUGAAGAAAAUGAAGAGACUGAAAAUGUUGAUCAAAAUUCUGAAAAUGAAAAUAUAAAUUCAGAUAAAAAGACUAAAUCAGGAAAGAAAGUUGAAGAAAUGAAUGACUUGGAAUUGGAUUCUUUAAUUCGUGAAGUUUCUGAAAA